This is a messenger RNA of Tarenaya hassleriana, 1551 nucleotides long. RefSeq names its product ribose-phosphate pyrophosphokinase 1. The transcript has 10 exons. NCBI's taxonomy places the organism in Eukaryota, Viridiplantae, Streptophyta, Magnoliopsida, Brassicales, Cleomaceae. Bases 120 to 1310 code for a protein of 396 amino acids. Gene Ontology annotation, cellular component: cytoplasm; ribose phosphate diphosphokinase complex. Gene Ontology annotation, biological process: purine nucleotide biosynthetic process; 5-phosphoribose 1-diphosphate biosynthetic process; ribonucleoside monophosphate biosynthetic process. The record is from RefSeq and is a predicted model, not a curated record. Gene Ontology annotation, molecular function: magnesium ion binding; ribose phosphate diphosphokinase activity.
UCUUACUUCACUAACGAGGAAGAUACUGCGAACGGAGAGAAAAACCAUCGUUUUCACUAGAACCCUAAAACCUCCGAGAUCAUCUUCGCCGUUUCCCUCCGGAUCGAUCGCCGGGAAAAAUGGUGUCGCUUGUUCAGCCGUCGCCUACUCUGUCGGCGCUACGUUUCCGGCGUACUUCGCCAGUCCACCGCUCUUCUUCCGCUCGUUUCCCUGUUUGGUGUAAUGCGUCGGAGCCUCUGAAAUUCGACGGCGGAAACUCCGCCGGAUUUCAUCUACUGAACGGCGAGACCUCACCGCCGAGCUUUUUUGCCUCAAAGACUCGUCUUGAAGAUGCUAUCCAUAAGAACACUACCCGGCUUCGGAUAUUUUCCGGCACUGCUAAUCCUGCCCUAGCUCAGGAGAUUGCUUGCUAUUUGGGUCUGGAGCUUGGAAAGAUCAAGAUCAAACGCUUUGCUGAUGGUGAGAUCUACGUUCAGCUACAAGAGAGCGUAAGAGGAUGUGAUGUGUACCUUGUACAACCCACCUGCCCACCUGCAAAUGAAAACCUUAUGGAAUUGCUCAUCAUGAUUGAUGCAUGCCGGAGGGCAUCAGCUAAAAACAUUACAGCAGUGAUUCCAUAUUUUGGUUAUGCUCGGGCUGAUAGAAAGACACAAGGACGUGAGUCCAUUGCAGCCAAGCUUGUCGCCAACUUGAUUACUGAAGCUGGUGCAAACCGUGUUCUCGCCUGUGAUCUUCACUCCGGACAGUCUAUGGGCUACUUUGAUAUUCCCGUCGAUCAUGUUUAUGGUCAGCCUGUGAUACUGGACUACCUAGCCAGCAAGACUAUAUACUCUGACGAUUUGGUAGUAGUUUCACCUGAUGUUGGUGGUGUUGCGAGGGCUCGUGCUUUUGCCAAAAAGUUAUCUGAUGCACCUUUAGCCAUAGUUGAUAAAAGGCGUCAUGGACACAAUGUUGCAGAGGUGAUGAACUUAAUUGGGGAUGUCAAAGGGAAAGUAGCUGUGAUGGUCGAUGACAUGAUAGACACAGCUGGAACUAUAAGUAAAGGCGCUGCUUUGUUACACCAGGAGGGGGCAAGGGAAGUUUAUGCAUGCACCACUCAUGCAGUUUUUAGCCCUCCUGCGAUAGAGAGGUUGUCAAGUGGUCUUUUUCAGGAGGUGAUCAUAACCAACACAAUUCCAGUGUCGGAACAGAACUACUUUCCUCAGCUCACAAUCCUCUCGGUAGCAAACCUUCUGGGGGAGACCAUAUGGCAUGUCCACGAUGAUUACGCCGGGGGAUUUGCACCAUUCUCAUCAUUGGGAAUUGACUAAUCGGGUAUACCCCAUGCUUUCCAGAGAAUUUCCAGACGCAUACAGAAUCAAGAGCUCUUCUCUCCGAUCCUUCAAAGUCGGGCACACGGUUUCUUUGUAGAUGUUGAUUUUUGAGUUCUUCCUAUAUGAAUGUCUGUCUAUAUGGGAAACUCCGUAGAUGACUAGAAGAUGGAAUGUAUUGAACUUUUGAUGAAGUUUCUACUUUAUUGAAUUGGUGAUAGUAAAGAUCUGUUGCAGCCAA